AUGAUCGAAUACUGCUCUGCUAGGCUCACACGCAGUAGAGUAAUAGCUGAAGAAGGAGACUACUACGCGUACACUACCGCCUUUCCUACCCUAUAUACAUCGAGAAGCGUUUCACCACACUAUGACAAGAAGAAUUUCCACAAUCACCGGCUUCAAUUGUUCCCAAGUUUCGACCGCAAGAAAUCCGAAGCUCUCAUCGGAGUUUUUCCAAGGCAAGAUUUUGAAUACCCUUCUGCUUUUUUCCUGUUCUGCAUUGCAUCGAUCACGUUCGACGGUAUGAAAGCUCUGUUGUUCAAGUCGAAGCCCCGGAAGAGGUCGCCGGAGGAGCUCGUGCGUCGUGUACGAGACCUCCUCAUCUCCGUUCAUCGCAACACCGAGACCCGCGAAAGCAAACGUCAAGAAAAGCGUUCUGAAUUGGAGAAACUGAUCAUGGAGAUGAAGAUAGUCCUUUAUGGCGAGGGUCACUGCGAACCCGUUUCCGAAGCUUGUGCGAGAUUGACUCAAGAGUUGUUCAAAGAUGAUACAUUUCGCCUUCUUGUCUUUUGUCUUCCAAAAUUGGAUCUGGGGUGUCGCCAGGAUGCAGUCCAUGUGUUUGCGAAUUUACAAAAGCAACAGAUUAAGCCAAGAUCAACAUUGAUUGCCUCUGAUUAUUUGGAACAAAAUUUAGAUCUUUUGGACACUUUGGUGAAAGGCUAUGAAGACCCUGAUCUUGCUUUCUGUUAUGGAACAAUUUUGAGAGACUGCACGCGUCAUCAAGUCGUUGCAAAGUAUAUACUCGAUUCAGAGCACAUGAAGGAGUUGUUUGAUUAUAUACAAGACCCAAAUUUUGGGAUAGCAUCAGAUGCAGCAGCAACCUUUAAAGAGCUAUUGACAAGGCACAGAUCAACUGUUGCUGAGUAUCUUUCAAGAAAUUAUGACUGGUUUUUUGGGGAGUACAAUUCCAAGUUGAUGGGUUCUUGCAAUUACAUCACUAGAUGGCACGCCGCCAAGUUGUUGGGGCAGAUAUUGAUGGAUCGUGCAAAUUGUUCAGUGAUGAUGAGAUAUGUAAGCUCAUUGGAUAACAUGAAGAUGGUGAUGAAUUUGCUCAAGGAGUCGAGCAAGAAUAUCCAGUUGGAAGCAUUUAAUCUGUUUAAGCUUUUUGCUGCUAAUCCAAAUAAGCCUCCUGAGAUAGUCAAUGUCCUUGUCGCAAAUAGAACCAAGCUUCUCCAAUUCUUUGGUGGCUUCAGUUUUGAUAAAGAGGAUGAGCAGUUCACAGCAGACAAAGCUAGAGUUGUGGAAGCAAUUUCUACUCUUCAAAGCUUAAAUCGUUCAUGUGGCGCUUUAGACAAACGUGAGAAAAACCUUACUAUGGCAUGCAGUGUAUAGAAAUUCUUUUUGUGAAGUAUCAUUUAUAAUUUCAGGAGAGUAUAGUUCGCAAAUGUAGUGUUUUUUAGUGAGUUCUGGUGAGUUUCUAUCUCCUG
Messenger RNA from Ilex paraguariensis (yerba mate), 1460 nucleotides. The record is from the annotation of a GenBank genome assembly. Lineage: Eukaryota; Viridiplantae; Streptophyta; Magnoliopsida; Aquifoliales; Aquifoliaceae.